This is a messenger RNA of Phytophthora infestans T30-4, 1541 nucleotides long. RefSeq lists its product as uncharacterized. The transcript has a single exon. Lineage: Eukaryota; Oomycota; Peronosporomycetes; Peronosporales; Peronosporaceae. The record is from RefSeq and is a predicted model, not a curated record. The coding region runs from base 27 to 797 and encodes 256 amino acids.
UCCUAAGUUAGGAAUUCUAACGGAGGAUGCUGCGCCGGACCCUCUCCACGAGGUCACAUUUUAAAUAUUCACAUCCACGCAACACCGGGUUUCUUGCUGUUUACGCCCGCACAAUGGUAAACCCCUCAAGAAAAAUUAACAAAUUAUCGCCCGUGGGUGCUAGCAUCUCCCCGCAGCCUAAAGGUUUUGAGCCCAUGAAGACCCCUCAGGACAUCGAAGGCGGUGCGCUUCGUGCCGGCGGUGCCAUAAACGUCUGGAGCCGCGAGUACAUCGGUAUCGUUGUGCAGAACGCUGCUGUGGGUAUGAUCUACGGUACUCUACCCGGCACCGUCUACCCUUUCCUUUUCAACUACUUGAACAUGGAAAGCACCCAGGUGGUGUCGGCCACCGUGCUGCUCAACCUGCCGUGGUCAUUCAAGCUCUUCUACGGUAUCAUUACGGACUGUGUGCCGAUCAUGGGUUAUCGUCGUCGUCCGUUCAUGAUCAUCGGUUGGACUCUGUGCUUCAUCAUGCUGCUAGUGAUGGCGUGCAUGAAGGCCGAAGACCCGUACUACCCAGAGUACGCCUACGCUUCGAUGAACGUCACCACAUUGUCGCCCGAGAUCAUCGCCUCCUUCAACACGGACGCACCCUCCACUGGCAGCAAGUUCAUCGUUCUCAUGAUGCUUGCUGCUAUCGGUUAUGUUGGUGCUGACGUUGCUGCUGACGCCAUGAUGGUUGAAUUUGCGCAGCGGGAGCCCGAAGCUACGCGUGGUUACACUCAGACUAGGAUCACAUGGUCCGCACUGUGUUUGUGACUAUCUCCAGCAUUUUGACUGGUUUCGCGUUCAACGGCACUCACUAUGGUGGUGAUUUCGACUUCUCAUUGAGCUUCCCACAGCUCAUGAUCAUUCUUACUGUCGCGUGUCUACCUGUUAUGCCUCUCACGUGGUAUUUCAUUAAAGAGGAGAAGCAUGAGGGUAUGGUGUUUAGUACCUACCUAAAGGAGCUUUGGAUCCUCAUUCAGACGCGUCCGAUGUACCAGGUCAUUGCGUACAAGUUCUUCUCCGGCAUUUUUGAAAGCUUCACGAUCACUUCGUCGUCGGCCAUGCAGGCCUACUGGGCUGGCGUCACACCGCUAAACGAGAAAAUUCUUGCCGUUAUUGGUAGCGGCAUCUUCUCUCUUACCCUCUACCGCACGGGCAAGUAUGGUCUCCACUGGAACUGGCGGUGGAUGCACGCCACUAUGGUCGUUGCUGUGACUGUGCUGGACUCUCUUGUGACGCUCCUCACAACGUGGGAUGUCAUUCGUAACCAGUGGUUCUGGCUGGGUGUUCCGGUCGAGGAAAACCUUCCGAGUGGUUUGGCUUUUGUCAUUGGAACGUACGUGGUCGUGGAGCUGGCUGAGUACGGCAAUGAGGGUGCCGUGUACGGUCUGGUUGGAUCCGUCUCCAACCUCGCUAUUCCUUUCGCCAGCACCAUCACUAAGAAUGUGGUGUGAGCUAUAAAACUUACCUGCGUGUCGAGCGCCAGUGCAUUGCAGUCUGCCAGUGUCCGGUGCC